Cyclocybe aegerita is the source of this 1353-nucleotide messenger RNA. The record is from the annotation of a GenBank genome assembly. Lineage: Eukaryota; Fungi; Basidiomycota; Agaricomycetes; Agaricales; Hemipholiotaceae.
AUGUACUCUUCCACGAUAGCCAUGCCUUCCGUGCGCAGUCUAGGCGCGUCAUUCACGCUGCCACAUCCUACCAACACCCGUCCGGACCCCAGCAAGAAAUCCCAUGCGCGAAAACAACCUCCGGGGCACAUUCCUCGUCCGCGAAACGCGUUCAUCCUCUUCCGAUGCGACUUCGUGCGGCAGAAGAAAAUCCCUGAGUCCGUGGAGAACGAUCACCGCAACAUAUCUCGCAUCGUGGGCAAGAUCUGGCGGGAGAUGAGCGAGGAGGACAAGGAGCCGUGGGUGACGAUGGCCGACGAGGAGAAGCGCAGGCACCUUAGAACCCACCCCGGCUACCGCUUCACACCAGGGAACAUGGUCAAGAAGAAGCCCAAGCGCGGAGACGACACGCCCUAUGAGACAGAGCACGAUGAUAUCGCCUCAGACGAGGCGCUCUUCCUCGCUUUGGCACGUGCGUCGUCGUGCCCGCCUGGUGCGCUGCACAUCCCACAGGCGAACAUCGAGUUCUUGAAUGGAUAUGGGCAACCGCUGAAGACACGCGACGACCUUUCACGCCGACCCAGUCGUAUCAUUCUUUAUCAGUCGACGCCUCAGGAUCUCAGGAAGGACCGGGUGGCGGGAUCGAAGUUCUUCGCCAACCAGCAGGCGGUCGCAGAGGCGGUAAAGGACCGGUGCUCUGUUCAUCCGGUACAGGGAGACUUCGUCCAUCCCAGCCCAGACGGCUCGCUCAGGAGGGAGGACUAUUCGUCGGACUCGGAUAUCGAAGGAAUGUUCUGUGGUCCCCGGAUCGCGUCCAUCGCCCAUCUGUCUGCCCCGCACGAUCCGCCACAGUGGCAGACGAUCCACAGAGACCCCAUUCCGUGGACGGAUUGGUGUGAUAUUCACCUCACAAACCCGUUCAAUCAGGACUACGACACGGAUUCAAGUUACUCGCAGGACUCGCCUCCGCCCCCAGUCUUCUACAAUCCCUUUCCAGGCACCUUGCCACCUCUUCCGCCUUUGGGACUUGGAUUUUCUGCCGGUCAUCACGAAUCGAUGGCGUCCGUCGCGGACGAAAGGAGGUACUCCGACCCAUCGUUGGUAUACGAGCCGAUUACGAGCGAGAACGACGUUCACCAAAGUUUCCUCCUCUCUUCAGAGUCGCCUGCUUUCAACGUCGGCCAUCACCAAAAGCGGUCGUUCAGCCAUCCUUCCGAGAUAGAGACGGUCUCCACCCAGCUGCCUCCUGAGACGGAUGGCAGGGUCCAUGGAGAGCAUCUUGGAUUCGUAGCGAACAUGUUCAUGGUCCCAGAAGACAUUGUCGAUGGGGGUGGGUACGGAGACGACCCGCCGACGCCCGCCUAUCCGUCCUAG